This is a messenger RNA of Nicotiana tabacum (common tobacco), 1848 nucleotides long. The record is from RefSeq and is a predicted model, not a curated record. Lineage: Eukaryota; Viridiplantae; Streptophyta; Magnoliopsida; Solanales; Solanaceae.
AUGACCAAGUCAUAUGACAGGCUUUCAUGGUUGUUUUUUACUAAGGUGCAAAGGAAGAUAGAGUUUGGAGAGAGAUUCAUAGGGUUGGUGUUUGGGAUUGUGUCAAACAACUGGUAUUCAGCGCUAAUAAAUGGACAACCCUAUGGUUUCAUCAAAUCAUCCCGAGGGGUCAAGCAAGGAGAUCCCUUAUCUCCUAGACUUUUCAUCUUGGCUGCUGAAGCUUUAUCUAGAGGUUUGAAUGCUCUACAUUUGAAUCUCUAUUUUGGUGGUUAUGGAAUGCCUAAGUGGAGUCCUAAAAUCAACCAUUUGGCAUACGCGGAUGAUACUAUCAUUUUCUCUUCAUCAGAUGCUACCUCCCUUAGAUUAGUAAUGGAAGUUUUGACUGUAUAUGAGGCAGCUUCUAGUCAGUUGGUGAACAAGAGCAAAUCUGCCCUUUAUAUGCACCAUUUGGCUGAUGUGGAGGUUGUCACAAAGGUUGAAAGAAUCACUGGAAUUGGAAGAAAAGAGUUUCCUUUCACUUAUCUUGGGUGUCCUAUUUUCUAUGCUAGGAGGAAGAUGGAUUAUUAUCAAGAUUUGAUCACUAAGGUUAUGGAUAAAUUGCAAGCAUGGAAAGGGAAAUUAUUAUCAAAUGGUGGCAGGGCAAUCUUGAUUUCUCAUGUUCUCCAAAGUAUGCCAAUUCACUUGCUUUCUGCAGUGAAUCCUCCACAUUAUGUCAUUAACAAGAUUCACAAAAUAUUUGCACAAUUUUUUUGGAGUAGUACCAUAAGAGGCAAUAGUAGGCAUUGGGCUUCAUGGAAUAGUUUGUGUAUGCCUUGUGAUGAAGGGGGUAUUGGGUUUAGAUCACUGCAUGACGUAUCAAGGGCUCUAUUUUGUAAGUUAUGGUGGAAUUUUAAAACAAAGCCAAGUUUAUGGAGUUCCUUUAUGUGCCAAAAGUAUUGCAAAAAGCUAAAUGCUAUAAUUGUGCCUUGGAGGAAGGAAUCUCAUACUUGGAGGAAAAUGUUGGAGUGUAGGGAUGUUAUUGAGCAUCAAAUUACAUGGCAACUGAAGAUGGGCUCUUCUCUUUUUUGGUUUGAUAAUUGGACAGGACUAGGGGCUUUAUAUUUUCUAGUUCCUCCAAAUUUUUUUAUUGAUGAAACAAUUCAUAAUGUGUAUGAAGUUCUGGAGGAAGGUGCAUGGAAUGUUGAGGAAAUUAUGGAGAUUCUGCCUGAGGAGUUUGCUGUGCACAUGAUCUGGAGAAAAUUAAGCCUCCAGUUAUGGAGAACACUUUGGAUGUACCAUACUGGAUGCUCGAGACUCGUGGCCGCCAAGAUAGUAUGGAAAUAUUUCCUAUCUAGAGCAGGGAUACGACUGGAGGGUUUGACAUUGCAUCAGGCGAUCACUAGUUGUUGGACAGUUCAGGUGCUGCCCAGAAUUAAGCCCAUAAUGCAAGCCCUUCCUUCUUGCAUUAUAUGGGAACUGUGGAAAAGGAGAAACAGCUUUAAAUAUGGGGAAGUAGUCUCAAUCAGCAUGGUUAUUUACCAGGUAUCCUCUUCUCUUCAAGCUCUUGUAAGAGUAAGGAAGCCAGGCCUUAUUAAUGUUCAUCAUAAGUGGCAAGAUAUGUUAACAAUGCUGGAAAACUAUACUCUUAGGCUGAAGUAUGACAAGGUCAUUUGGGAGUUGCCUAUGGUGCGUUGGGUGAAGGUAAAUACUAAUGGUGCCUCGAGGGUGAAUCUGGGGAGGAGCUCAAUUGGUUUGUGUAUAAGAAAUGAUGAUGGAGAUUUAGUAUAUGCUCUUGGAAGGGAGAUCAAUUGUCACGGCCCGGAAUUCCCAACCUCGGGAGCCGUGACGGCGCCUACUCGUAGAAGCUAG